AUGUUGAAAACAAUUUCGGCAGUUUCGCCGUCAUUACAACUGAAACAAAAAUGGGCAGAGUUAGAAGAAGAAGUACGAAAAUGGAAUAUACUUAAUGGAAAUAGUUUAUUAUUAUCAGACAGCCAGAGUACAUAUUUAUUGGGUCCGUCAACCAUUGUUAAAAUGCAUAGUGUGGCAUUUGAAAAAUUAAAUGUUGACUAUGCACCAAAAUGCUGGAAAUUAACGUUAAACUCAAAGCAGAUUAGUUAUUUGUUGAGUGUUUGUUCCGAAGAACUGAAAGCAUUAGAACAUAGUUACGAACUAGACGUGGUCACAAUAAUAUCGAAACUGGCAAACAACGAAUUUGUAGCUCCAUCAAAUUUGUUUGAAAUUGUAAAAUCCUGGUUAUUACAGUAUGCCCAAGUUACAACAUCGGAAUUUAUUAUAAAUGAGCAAGAUUUCUCGCCAUCAAUUCAGCCGGAAGAAAUGAUAGAAAAAGCUCGAAAAUUUCGAUGUUUUAUCCAGGUAACUGGUGACACUAUCCAAUUAAAUGUACGAACCCCAACAACAUUGGCUGAUGCGAAUGUAUUCAAUAUACCAUACACCGGAAGCGCUUCACACACAGCUUUAUCACCCCAGUUAAUAACAAGUGCAAAUAUUAAUCGAGAAAGAAUUCAAGUGUGUUUUGGUAAUCUAACGACACGAACAGAUGAUGUUAUUGUUGUUUGUUCAACAUCAAAUGUUUUAAGAAAGUCAGUAAUCGAUGCGGCAGGGAUACAAGUAUCGCAGGAAUAUUCAGUACAGAAUUCUCAAAACUUGAUCGUCACGUCAUCAGGAUCACUGGUUUGUAAAAAAAUAUUGUUUAUUCCAUGGUCACCUAAAGCAAAAGAUUUAAAUGUGUUAAAACAGUCAAUCUGUUGGUUUACAUCAAAUGCUGUCGAAUAUGCUUGGGAUAAUGGCUACAAAAGCAUCGCUUUACCUGCAAUUGGAUGCGGAAGGUUUAGAAUUAAUGCCGAUAUUAUUGCCAAAAUGAUGAUAGGCGAGGCAGAGCGGCAGUUAAACAAUCGUCAAGCGAGUUUAACAAUAUCAUUCGUCAUGCUGAAACAACAGCAAUCUGUCUAUGACGACUUUUGUAAGCAAUUAAAUUUGGUCAAAAGUAACAAACCGACGACAAUCCUGUUUGAUCAACAAUGUAUGCUUUGA
Didymodactylos carnosus is the source of this 1182-nucleotide messenger RNA. The record is from the annotation of a GenBank genome assembly. Lineage: Eukaryota; Metazoa; Rotifera; Eurotatoria; Philodinida; Philodinidae.